Molecule: messenger RNA, 1165 nt
Organism: Mauremys reevesii (Reeves's turtle)
Lineage: Eukaryota; Metazoa; Chordata; Testudines; Geoemydidae
Gene: NFATC2IP
Product: nuclear factor of activated T cells 2 interacting protein
Exons: 9
Coding region: 31-1128 (365 amino acids)
Biological process (GO): positive regulation of transcription by RNA polymerase II; cytokine production
Molecular function (GO): protein binding
Source: RefSeq, a predicted model, not a curated record
GGGCGGGGCUGAGUGGGCGGGUCUAAGCCAAUGGGUGGGAGCGACCCGGGAGCCUGCGCCAUGGCGGAGCAGGUCGGCCCUGCCCCACCUCCAAUCUACGUGGGGGGCAGCAGCAGUGACAGCGAGGGGGAGCUCGUGAGACCCCCGAGGGGCGCAGGGGGGCAGCCGCGCCCCAAGCGCCGGCGUGUUCUGUGCACCACUGAGAUCCCCGCUGUGCCUGUCUACUCGAACAAGGUGAACAGGAGCUUCCAGCUGUGCCCUGCGGAGCUGCACCAGGAGGUGCCCGCCCUGCGGUGGCAGGGAGGGGCAGAUCUGGACGUCGAUGACAUUGGCCCUGUCACGCCCCCACGGCCAGAGCGGCCUCACGCCCCACGCCUCCCCCAGGGCCCCUGCACUGACUGGCUGGAGGAGGAGCCACCGCAGCAGGGGGCAGCGAGAACGGUCCGGGACGAGUCCCCCUCUCCCCCUCCCCCACCACAGCCCACACGCAGGCAGAGGGGCCGGACCCGACGGGAGGUGGCGCGCCAGCUGCGAGGUCUCAACACGUGGCUGUCGGCCGCCCAGCGCAGCCUGCGGGAGGAGCCGCCCGAGGACGACGUGAUCCUGGUGGAGCCGCCCCCGUCCCCCGCGUCCCGGCAGCUGCAGCUCAAGGUGCGGUGCCGGGCCGAGAUCCACCGCGUCGCCGUGGAGACGUCACAGCCCCUGCAGGCGGUGGUGGAGCACAUGGCCGGGAGGCUGCAGGUCCGGCCGGAGCAGAUCCUGCUGCUGCUGCGAGACACAGAGCUGCCCCCCGGCAGCACCCCCCAGGGCCUGGGCCUGGGCGUGGCCGACAUCAUCGACUGCGUGGUGGACGUGGGAGCCGGGGAGCCGCAGAGCGGGGGAGAACCGGGGGCCGGGCCGGGCCCUGGGGAGCUACGGCUGACGGUGCGAGGCCAGGAGAAGGACUCGCAGCUCACACUCAACGUGCCCAGGGCGGAGCCGCUGCACCGGCUGAUGGAGCGCUACCAGGAGGCCAUGGGGCUGGGCGGCCAGCUCCGCUUCUUCUUCGACGGGCAGCGCCUGGCGGGGACCCGCACGCCCGAGCAGCUGGGCAUGGAGCCUGACGACGUCAUCGUGGCCUGGGCCUAGCCCCCCCCGCGUACCUCCCCCCAGCUGGGCACGGAGC